Molecule: messenger RNA, 1155 nt
Organism: Orbicella faveolata
Lineage: Eukaryota; Metazoa; Cnidaria; Anthozoa; Scleractinia; Merulinidae
Source: RefSeq, a predicted model, not a curated record
UUAUUGCACAUUACCAGAAUAAAGAGCUCUCUCUCGGCUGGAAUUGCCCCGUCGGACACGUCAGAUAGAACUAGGAAUUUUUCCUUGUUAUACCAGACACUUUCAACGGGAAACGAACCUCUCGACUUCCUUCAGUACGUACCUUAAAACAAGCAGGAAAAUAACCGAAACAAACCUGAAAUCCAAAGGACAAUGAGUUGGUUAUUUAUCGCCCUUACAAUACUCCUCGCCUUUUCUCAAGAAGCCACCAGUAAUCCACUGAACAGACACAGGAGGGCAUGGGAAGAUGACUGCCCCCCAGGGGUGUGGGGAUGUAAGCGCGCACUCGCAGUUGCAGAAGAAAAGAAGACCGAAGACGAUUGUCCACCUGGGGUCUGGGGCUGUAAGAGAAAUACGAUUGAGGAACGUGACGAGGAUUGCCCUCCAGGAGUCUGGGGCUGCAAGCGAGAAGUAGAAAUGAAAAGUAAUAACGACGAUGACUGCCCGCCAGGAGUCUGGGGCUGCAAACGAGGGCUGUUUGGUUCUGUGAAAAACUGGUUCAAGUCGAAAGGCAAACGCAAGCGCUCAGUAAAAGAAACCGACGAAGAUUGCCCGCCCGGAGUCUGGGGAUGCAAACGGGAAGUCAAGAAAGAAGAGCUUGGUGAGGAAGGAUGUCCUCCAGGGGUCUGGGGCUGUAAGAAGGACGUGGUCGAAAAUGAUUGUCCACCUGGGGUCUGGGGCUGUAAGAAAGAUGAGAUUGAAGACGAUUGUCCUCCAGGGGUCUGGGGCUGCAAACGAAACAAAGUUCCGAAGAAAGAGGAAGAGAAAAAGGAUGACUCAACUGCCGGUGACGAGUGUCCACCAGGGGUCUGGGGCUGUAAGAGAGAAAAUUGAUGAAGACUGUGAACUAUUAACGAGAUGAACUCACUUAAUUUUGCCUGUUUUUGAAAAGAUGUAAAAGAAGGAAAUGUUAUCACUAUCUCAACAGUCAGAACAGGUCAGCUAUAUAAAUUCCGCCUCGCUAUAUAUCGAUUUCGAUUAUUAAAGUUCUGAGUUAUUAAUGUGUACAAAAAGUAUUUUUCAGUUAUUAAGAAAUGAAGUAUGACGUUUACUAAAUGAAGUUAUAAAGCGAGAGGACUGUCGACAAAAUAAAGUUUGAAUCCUGAUGUGUCAUUA